AUGGCAAAUUCAUCAAGUUCUUCAUCUGGCAGUCCGGCGCUUGCCCGGUACAUUCAGCCUCCUCCAUCAACACUUUCCAGUAACACUGGAGCACCACCAACAAAUCCUGCACCUCUGACCCUUCGACUGUGGAGUCCUCCCCAUGCCCCUGCAUCUGGAACUACAAAUGACCGCUGGCGUGCCCCCCAUGGGGUAUCAGCAUCUCCGCUGACAUCAGUGCCAAUAAUAUCUUCCCGGGCAGGCAGGUCCAGCAACUCAACCAGAUCAUCCACUGCUCCCAGGAGACAAUUGACUCAGCGCACUGCUCAACCCAUCAAGUACUUGGUGGUCAUUCACCCUGAGCCGGUGUAUGGAACAGUUACGAUGGACUUUGAUCGGCUGUUUCGUGAACUCCGGUGCCCUGUACUUCAAAAGAUUGGCUCCUUUUUACGCCAGGCUGAUCAGCGAUCAGCACUGGGUGCUAAACUCACCUCAUCCCGGAAAUCUGCUGAAGAUGUCACUCACAAAGACUUGGCUGCAAAUGCUGAUAAACUCCCUGUACCGUCGCCUCAUCAUGAUCACUGCAUAGUGUUUGUUGUUCCUCUAGAGUUUAUUGUUACUGGCCCUCUCGAUGGACAGGGUUUGCACCUGUGUCUUGCACCUCGGCUCUGGAACAAGAACUUUCAACCAGACAUACAUGAAGAGGACACAGAAUUUACAUGCGCCGAUGGGUGCUCUGAGCAACCAUCGGCAGAUUCUGAUAUGGAUUUUGAUGUUCCUGAUUUUGCGCCAUUGACACCAGCAGAUACUACCAAUGUUGGGGUGUCUCUCUUCCUGCCAGGGCCGGUGUCUCCUGUUAAUAGGGUAGUGCCCUUAUCACCUCUACGCGUGCCUCAGAUUAUGUCCUUCGACGGUCCUGCUUCCUCUGCAUUGUCUGGUCCAGAUACUGCCACUAGUACCAUCAUGCGUCCCCCUGUUGCUUUGCAACCCCGUCAACAAUCUCCCACUGCUGCUGUCGCUGCUUGGAGAGGGAGAAUAGCAGCUGCACGAACGACCAUGCAGUCCCUCCUAAGUGAUGAUCCAGCCACCAUCACCAUCAGCGCAAAUACUGCAUCAGUUGCAGCCUGA
Molecule: messenger RNA, 1107 nt
Organism: Suillus discolor
Lineage: Eukaryota; Fungi; Basidiomycota; Agaricomycetes; Boletales; Suillaceae
Exons: 5
Coding region: 1-1107 (368 amino acids)
Source: RefSeq, a predicted model, not a curated record